AAGCGCCAGUUCACGGUGGGGUUACGUGCUGGCUUCCUGAGUGGAACGCAGUGACGUUACGGGCACCAGCUGGUGGAACGUUGAUACAAUGGCCGCGCCGUUCUAUAGGCUGAUGUCUCGAUGUAGCCGUUUGUCCAGGAGGACCUUCUCCCUGGCUCUGCUCCAUAGCAGGAGUCGAAGGUGGCAAAGAGUGGCGCUGGGGCUGGGUGCAACUUUGGCCGCUGUUCCCGUUUCACAGUCACAGUCUUCAUCAACGUCUCUCGCUCACGAGGAUUUAAUCAAACGGGCUGUCUCAUUAGUAACUGACGGUGCCAAUACUUUUCUGUCACAAACAACACUUGCACUUAUUGAUGCUUUGACAGAAUAUACUAAGGCUGUCCACACCUUGAUAUCACUUCAGCAGCAGUAUACUGGUCUUGUUGGCCACAUAAGCGAUAAAGAGGAAGAUGCCAUUUGGCAGGUCAUAAUUGAGGCUCGUGUAAAGAGUAACAUGUAUCGAGAAAAAUAUCUGAGUUUUGAGUCUAAGUGGAUGACUGCAAUCAAGGUGUCUGAGAUGGCAGCAGAGGCUGCGUAUCAAGCAGAUGUGUUAUAAUCAAGGGAGGAUCUCAUGUUGCAAAGAGAAAUCAAGAUCAUGGUAGAAGCUGAAAUCUGGAAAAAGCACAUAAUGGGAACAGAAAGCCAACCUGUCUCAUGAUAUUCAACAGAGUUCACCAACCUUCUAAUGUACAAAAAUACAAAAACAUCUUAUGAUAGACUACCACAAAAUGUCUUCAACAUUUGUAGGAUUGAGCAAAAGUCUCCAUCAUCUAAAAUACUUGACCAAAACCCUGGACUUUGCAAAAAACUUGUAAAAGAAAGGUGGCAGCUGGGCUGAACUCUGGGAAAAGUACACAGACACAGAGAUGGCUGCCUAGAACUAUUGUUCAGCCUGGAAUUCCAAAUUACACCUCCACUGAGAACAACCAACCAAACCUAAACUAACUUUUACACCUCGGGCUACCCAACACAGACUGAAUGGCGCCUAUACAGAUAACAAACAUUCAAAUUCAAUCGAUAUUCAUUCACAGAGAUAUCAGGAAUUCAACUUCAAUCAAAGUCCAUUUACACAUACUCUUAACUAUCGGGAAGCCAACUGACUUCAGAGAGAGCACCAAUAACACAAUGGCAAGUGCAUAUUUGGUGCGAAGAUAAGAGGCCCAUGAUUAGUAUAAUUGCAGGCCCCGACCCCACGUAAAGAGCUAUUCCCACAACUAUCUCCAGAAGGGAGAUCACAACAGUAAUUCCAAAACCUAUCUACAUAGGCCUGAUUCAUACCAGGGAACCAACAGCAACAGACCUAAAAUCCGACAGCUUCCAAAAACCACCCACUGGACCAACACCACAAGGCCUCAGGCACAUCCUGAGGUGAAAACCGGCCCUCAAAAACACCAAAAAGUGAAGAAAACCAAGUACUCACCUGAUAAAUCCAAUACGCAUCCUACCAUGACAGCGGACUCAACCCAUACUGAAGGCCUAUACCGUCUGAGGUCUUCAUCAAGGCACAGGCUAAGGCAAGUGGGAAUGGUCAGCUGUACUUCAAAAUCGUGUUUUUCCCCAGUGGUGAGCUUAAACUUUUGAGACCCCAAAGUUUCCAACCUUGCUAGCAGGGAGGGGAAGGUGGGCACUGGCAGUGCAGGAACCCCAAAGGUAGGAAGUCUGAUUAAAGUUUUCUGUGAUUAAAACUGUUCAGUUCUAAUAGUGUUUAACCUGUAUUUGGUUUAAUAGUGUAUUUAAUUACUGUCCUUUAUAUAGUUGAUCGUGUCAAUUUCACUGCUUAUUACAUUUGCCUUUAUCUCUUGUAUUAUACUUAGCUUUUGUAAUUAAUGAACGCAGAGAUUUUUUUUGCCCUGAAACACCUGUCUACUGCCUUCUUCAUUUCACACUCCUAGAUAAGUUCAGUGUCAGAACCAGGGAUCUUGAGGGUGAUCAGCAAAUUGAUAAUUGCAAACCAGAACCUUUGAUACUAGAACACUGUUUCAGAUGUGGAAUUAAGAGAAAGACACAAGCAAAAACAAUGUAUAUCCAUUAAAACAACUAUGCCAAUGCAACUUCUGUACGAAGAUAUUGGGGAGAAUAUAACAGCAUUAUGUGAAAAAAAUGCCUUGGCCGAAGAGAUUGAAACUCCAGCCCUCCAAUAGCGAAAUGCUUGACAUAGGCAGAAAAUCCCUCAAAUUCAAAGAGUUACAGAAGGUGCUGUUAAAAAAGCAGAGAUCAAUAUUACGUGGAACUGACCUAUGCCAUCAGAAAACAAAACUUUUCACUUCUGAGCAGAAAAACAUGCACAGCUCUUAAAUUACUGUGGUAUGUUGAAGAAACUCAAACAGCUCAGAGCCAAAUACCAGUGAUCAGUUUAACUCUACUCAACAACAGUCGGUCUAAGAAGGAAAUUUACUAAACCUAAAAGAAAAGAUGCACCACUCAAGAUUAAUUAUGCUGUUGACUGAUAACUUUUUCAUGAUUAACAGAUCAGAUUGUCUCCCAACCACAGACAAAUCUUCAAAAUCUGAUCAUUGGAUAUUCUUGACACCACAAUCACCACAAUUUUGCAAUAGAUUCUACAUACACUCAGCUCAAAAAUAUCUCAGUUAGCAUUACUGUCUAUGACUGAACUUAA
Rhincodon typus (whale shark) is the source of this 2653-nucleotide messenger RNA. Its product is annotated as diablo IAP-binding mitochondrial protein. The transcript has 6 exons. The coding region runs from base 89 to 592 and encodes 167 amino acids. NCBI's taxonomy places the organism in Eukaryota, Metazoa, Chordata, Chondrichthyes, Orectolobiformes, Rhincodontidae. The record is from RefSeq and is a predicted model, not a curated record. Gene Ontology annotation, biological process: intrinsic apoptotic signaling pathway in response to oxidative stress; neuron apoptotic process. Gene Ontology annotation, cellular component: mitochondrion.